Molecule: messenger RNA, 1502 nt
Organism: Mobula hypostoma (lesser devil ray)
Lineage: Eukaryota; Metazoa; Chordata; Chondrichthyes; Myliobatiformes; Myliobatidae
Product: cold-inducible RNA-binding protein B-like
Exons: 1
Coding region: 89-550 (153 amino acids)
Biological process (GO): positive regulation of mRNA splicing, via spliceosome
Cellular component (GO): spliceosomal complex
Molecular function (GO): RNA binding
Source: RefSeq, a predicted model, not a curated record
UUCCUCUUUGUGUGGUGCAGCGAAGAGCCGGACGCCAUUUUAAGCUCCCCUGUCAGCGAGUGAGGUGCGCAGUCAGCUCGUUACUAACAUGUCGGACGAGGGGAAACUAUUUGUUGGUGGCCUUAGCCUCGAUACGGACGAGCAGGCCCUGGAAGAACACUUUUCCAAAUACGGGCAGAUCACCGAGGUGCGAGUUAUCAAGAACCGGGAGACCAUGACGUCCCGCGGUUUCGGCUUCGUAACUUUCGACAACCCGGAGGACGCCAAGGACGCUUUGCAGGCCAUGAACGGCAAAUCCGUCGACGGCCGCCAGAUCCGAGUGGGUCAAGCCGAGAAGAAGAGGGGAGGUGGUCGUGGUUACGGCGGAGUCCGAGGCGGUGGCGGAUAUGGUAACCGCAGAAGAGGCAGUGGUAGCUGGGAGUACGAGAGGAGCGGUUAUGGCGGAGGAGGCCGGUACGACCAGGGCGAGCGUGACGGCUACUUGGGUGGGUACCGGAGCCAGGGCAGUUACAGCAGCUACGGAAGCCGCUCUUACCGAGACUAUGACUGAGGGGCUGGAGCGACUGAUGGUGCCGGAUUCUCAUCCACCUGCCGCUGAGCGAGCGGCUCCUGGAACCGCAGAAAGCCGCUGUGAAUGAAUUGAUUUGCCUGUUAUGUUAAAAAAUGCUAGAAACCCAGUUUUGACUAUUGUCAUGAUUAAUCUUGUUAACUGUUGUUUGUUCUGGGGUCUUCCUUAAAUUGGGCUUUCGACUUUGAACCUCGCUUGCCACGUGGUUUUCUGUGAUAAUUUUUUAAAUCCGACCCACGGAGCCUCUGUAUCAUUGUAUACAGUAUGUUGAUGAUUUUAAAUUGCCCUAGUCUCCUUCCGUGAGCUCCUUUUGGAAUUUGUCGAAAUCGUUUUGCUUUCUGGUGAGCUCUUUCCACAAUUCCAUGCGGCGCAAAGAACGAAAUCGGGCGGAGAACUAUUUAAUUCCCACUUCCCGGCCAUUUCAUGAUUGCUAUCCUUAAAGAUGACUGGUCUCGGAAUACGGAUCGCUCGAGUUACUUUUGAUCGAUCGACCGAUUUUCUUGACUUAAUUAUCUGGUAAUGAGGAUUGAACACUUUUUAAAAAAAAAUCUUAAAACGUCCCGCAAUGUAACCUUUUAAUUACUUUCACUUGGACCAGUAACAUGGAACCUGUAGAAACCAUUCAUUUAAGUGAGAAACCUUGUUUGUAUUUUGCCAACAUUCACCCGAGUGCUGAGUCACUUGUCACUAAAACAUAAUGAGAAAAUCGACUACAGAGCAGCUCUUCUGUCAUGCAGCUUAUCACAGGCCUCUUGGAAAGCAAGCCGAUCGUGGUCUUUUAUUUUGAAACAUUUAUUGAAAACUGUAUACAUUAAAAUUCAUUUUAUAUUGUACUUUCAUCGGCUAGUACGCCCAUUUGGACACCAAAUUGCCACUUGGGAGACCAAUCUUUGCCAGUGGAUGUAUCUGAAAUAAAAUAGCUUCAGGUAUUCUA